Molecule: messenger RNA, 1296 nt
Organism: Naegleria lovaniensis
Lineage: Eukaryota; Heterolobosea; Eutetramitea; Acrasida; Naegleriidae
Exons: 1
Coding region: 1-1296 (431 amino acids)
Source: RefSeq, a predicted model, not a curated record
AUGAAUCAACAACAUACAUCCCUUGUCCAACCAUCAUCAUCAUCCAACAACAUGAUGAAUGUUUCAAAUACAUUGCAUCAAAUGGAUGAUGAUGAAGAUUUUCUUUUCCUUUCAUCUUCUUCUCAACAUCAACAACACCAUCAAAUACCUCUCUCAAGAGAAUUCUCUUCCAUCAUCACGAAUCGAAGAAAUAGUACAGUGGUGGAUGAUCCAUCACAUCCAUCAUCAUCACACCACCAUCCAUCCAUGAUGAAUUCCAUAUCUUCAUCAUUAUCCUCAUCAUCUUCACUACCCAGCACGAAAAGUCAAGGCGUAUUCCUUCAACAACCGAAUCAACCGAAUCAACCGAAUACAGUUAUGGAUGAAACCUCUUGUCUUCUGAUCAAGUCUCAUUCUAUGAAUUCAUAUUCACAUCAUCCAAACAAUAAUCAUCAUCCAAUGACCACCACCACCAAUCAUACCAACAACAACCAUACAACCACUACUCAUACCACCGCCACUACUACCACUACGAAUCAUUUUCAUUAUCAUCCUUCACAUCAAACCUCUCAUCCCAGUCAUUCAUUGAAUAUUACGACACUUCUGGAUGAUGAUCAUUGUGGACCUCUCUUUGCUCCAUCUUCACAACAACAACAACAUGCUCUCAACUCUGGACAACAUUUAAAUCACAACAAUCUUCAUUCAAAUAGUAAUCAAACUCAAUUAUUACUUUCACAAGUCACAUCAAUUCGGAAAUGGAAAUGGUCAUUUUGUUUAACAAGUACCGUUGUGAUUAUGAUGUCAAUAUCAUUUUCAAUUUUAUUAUUAUAUAAUUUAUUAUUUUCUCAACCCUAUGUCUAUAUUAAUCAAAUACAAAUUAAUCAAUUACCAAUUAUAGAUCGAACUGUAGGAUUUAAUAUCAUUCUUAAUGCUAAUAAUCCAAGUAUAUUAUCCAUUGAUAUUUAUUCAAUCUUGUUAAAUAUUAAAUUAUUUGAUAGUCAAAAGAGUGUUUAUUAUGAUAUUGAAACACCUCUUUCAUUUACUUUUCAAAACAUCACCAUGAUUGAUUCACUUUCCACUUCACAACCCAUUUCAUUUUCUUCUAAGAUAUAUAUUGGAAAUAAUCCUAAUUUUAUUCAAUUAUUAGAUUUAUUUGCUCGUAAUAUUUAUAUUGGAAUUGAAGUGAGUGGAAAGAUUGGAAUGUAUGUGUUUGGAGGUGUAUUUUAUCAUUCUCAACCUGUGAAAAAAACUCAACAAUACUUGUUAACGAGUGGGAGUGUUAUUGGUAUGGGUAUGGGUGAGAGUGGUAUUGGAUGA